This is a messenger RNA of Ailuropoda melanoleuca (giant panda), 1690 nucleotides long. Its product is annotated as zinc finger protein 558-like. The transcript has 4 exons. The coding region runs from base 586 to 906 and encodes 106 amino acids. NCBI's taxonomy places the organism in Eukaryota, Metazoa, Chordata, Mammalia, Carnivora, Ursidae. The record is from RefSeq and is a predicted model, not a curated record. Gene Ontology annotation, biological process: regulation of DNA-templated transcription.
CUGUCUCUUCCCCUCCCUGCUUGCUGUCCCUCUCUCUCUCAUAUAAAUAGAUAAAAUCUUUAAAAAAAAAAAAAACACAAGAAAAUAUAAGUUGGGCUUGAAAAUUAAAGACUUAAAGACUUGCUCUUCAAAAGGUGUAUAUAUGGAAAGGCAAUUCAGAGACUGAUAAAAUAUUUGUAAAACAUCUAGACUUGUUUCUCGAAUAUGUAAGGAGCUCUCAGAACUCAAUAAUAAGACAAACAACCCAGUUUUUUAAUUUGGCAAAAGAUCUGAACAGACGUUUCACCAGAGAAGGUGCACACAUGGCAUCAGGCACGAGUGGUGCUUGGCAUCGUUAGUCGUUAGGAAAAUGGGAAAUUAAAGCCACAGUGAGAAUCAUCAUGUACCCACUAGAACGGCUAGAAGUUAGAAAUCCGACCCUAUGGUGUGUGGGUAAGGGUGUGCUGCUGUUGGGCACGUGAAACAGGACCGUUGAUUUAGAAAACAGUCCAGCACGUGUUUUUUAAGCUGAACAGACCUUGGGUCCAUACGAGACGGCACAGACCUGUUUCUACUUGCCCCUCUAGGUCAGAACCACUAUAAACCAUGGGCAUAACUAAAGACAACCAAAGGAGAAGUCUGGGAAGUGGCAGCAGAGACCCAGCACAAGCCCCGGGAAGCCUCGUUCUUCCCCAGGAAACCCCUUCUCCCAGAGACCCCGCAUCCCAGCCUGUGGGUGAACCUCGGGAUAGACAGGGCAUUGGUGUCUUUGAAGGACGUGACUGUGGCCUUCAGCCAGGAGGAGUGGCAGCACCUGACCCCACACAGAGGACCCUGUACACGGACGGGAUGCUUGAGAACUGCCACCGCCUGGCUUCUGUGGGGUGUCCAGUUCCUCCAGCAGAUGUGAUCUUCAAGUUGGAGUGAGAAGAGCCAGGGAUGGAUGAGGGGAGAACUGCAGGUGAUCCCUGCUUAGGUGAGUAUGGGUCAGACACAGGGGAGAGAGGGAACUCAAACUCCGGUGAGCGAGGAAGAGGCUGGCCUUUCUGAGUGUGACCUCGGCCUUUUAAGACUCCAAGCAAGAGUAUCACAGAAAUCCCGUGACCCUCAGGUGCGUAUCUCUCCCAGCAGCUGCCUCCCGGCUUGAGCAGCAGGUGACGCUCUCACUGACGCCAGAGCUCACUUUGGGUCUUCUCACCAGGCUGUGCCUUUGUGGCCUGUCGCUGUCCCCCCGACACCCCUAUUUUCCCUCAUUCAUGCUGUGAGUUUAGAUUCAUCCCUUUGUGCACUGAGGCCCCAAGGGAUCUACCUUCUUUCCAAAUUACUGUGUGAUACUCCUCUUCCUCAGUCCCUUUGCAUCUCUGUCAAAGUGACCCUCUUACCACUUGCCAUCCUCAACUCUUACAACUGUUGUGACGUUGUUAAAAUAACAUCUGUAAAGUAGAACCCAGACUGUACAGUGGUGAGCUGCAUCCAACCAAGGCCACAAAGGAAUCUAAAUGGAGACGUUUACUACUCACAAGCCUUGGAGGAGACACACACAGACCUUGAGGGGCCUUGCUGUGUGGACAAGGCAGGAUGCAGGCAGAGCCAGCACAACAGAACCUGGGGUUCAUGCCUUUUUAGGGUCUGUGAGUGCUUUGGGGUUUCUGGGUUAGGGCUGGCUUUGGUAAGUUUUCGGGAGGGAGGGAGUUCUUAUGUAAGCGGUACG